AUGCAUCUAACGCGUUUGGAAGCUUCAAAACCUGCUUUCCAAAUAAAACAGGAUUUACGUCACGGGAAAGCCGGUGUCCCCAGAGGAAACAGGUGGUUGGGAGGUGCCCCCUGCUUAUUCUGGGUGGCUAUCAGUUUAGACUUGGUAGGGUUGUCCCUUCUGUUGAUUGGCAUUUUUGCCAACGUGCAGGUCAGUGGCAGGGGGGUUGGGGACUGCUUCGUCUACACCGGUGCGAUCAUCAUCUUCUUCAGCCUGAUCUGGUGGCUCUCCUGGUGCACUGGCAACAUUGAGGUUUCUCUGGAGGAACUCGAGAAAGGCGCUGUGGUCAGGGAGAACAGCUUGGCCAAGCUGACCAGAAAGUUUUCCGAAAGGUUGGCAGUCAAAAAGCACAUUUCACCCGCGGAGGACAGUAAACAGAACAAGAAGGGAGUCGGGGAGCUCUCCACGGCCAACGGCCGGGACGUGGGCAGGGAAUGGGGCGAAGUGUGGCCGCAGCAGAGGCAGGAGCCCAGAUACGUGGAGCUCAGUAACGUGAGGCGGCCCAGGGAGCAGCAGAGUGGAGAGAGGCUGCUCUAGACGGGCAAGAAUCCCUAUUCAAAUGAAUGGGGUCAACAACACUGCAUUAGAUCUCGGCUAGUGUGGAACUGCAAAGGUGACUUCAUUGUAAUGCUGGGGAAUCUAACAAGCUCAGCCUCUGCCUCUGGUCUCCCUGCAGAGUUCAAUGAUGAAGCACAGUGAUAGAUGCAGUGAUGUCUGUCACAUGAUAGAUUCUGGACAUAUAGCUGUUGCACCUAAUCCGAGACCAGCUUCUGUGGAAUUGGCUGACAGUUGCCUGUCUUCUAGAGAACCACUGGCCAGAGCCAGGAAAAAUGGGCUCAUUAAUUCAAACUAUUCUUAUAGCCAUCGUAUUAGGACUGAACGAGUGUGUUUAUAUGAUUCGCAUAAUCCUAAAGUAGCUGGUAUUACUACAAUUGAUUUAUUUUCCUAAUAUUUGUUACCUGUGUCAACUAAAAUUGUUCAUCUUCUGAAUAACUAAUUGAUGGUCUUUUCCCCUCUCCAGUACAGAUGAUCAUGUGACACUUAAUGUAUGUAAAAUAUGAAGGAAACAGUGUUCCACUGAAGAAUGAAAGCUUUAAUUUUGUGCACAGUUUCUUCAGACAGUGAAGAUUUUUAUUUCCUUAAAAGCACGUAAUGACUGAUCUAUUUUAUCUUUGUAUUCGUCAUGAUACACUUUAUCCUUGACAGAAUUGUUUUAGCUAUAUAUUCAAAAAAAGAAUGUUGCUCAAUCUUGCUGUCUUCGCUAUGAAUGCUUCUCUCACUAAAAAUUCAGAACACAAAUAGCAACAUAAUAUGCAGCCAUGGUCAUGUUUGGGUUUAUUUACUUUUGCACUAAUGUGUAAUCUAUUAAAUUCAAUAUUGCAUUGUGCUUGAUCAGGCCUUGUGUGUUUGGUGUGCUGUUCUCAGUGUAGUUAUCAGUCUUACACUUUCAAAUUUAAGUUGUA
Pristis pectinata (smalltooth sawfish) is the source of this 1502-nucleotide messenger RNA. RefSeq names its product transmembrane protein 238-like. The record is from RefSeq and is a predicted model, not a curated record. The coding region runs from base 1 to 576 and encodes 191 amino acids. The transcript has 3 exons. NCBI's taxonomy places the organism in Eukaryota, Metazoa, Chordata, Chondrichthyes, Rhinopristiformes, Pristidae.